Messenger RNA from Spodoptera littoralis (African cotton leafworm), 1941 nucleotides. The record is from the annotation of a GenBank genome assembly. Lineage: Eukaryota; Metazoa; Arthropoda; Insecta; Lepidoptera; Noctuidae.
AUGUCGGGUGAUACCGAUAAAGCGAAAAUCAGUGACAAUCAGGAUGAAGACAAGAAGUCUGGAACAGGUGACGGCCAGACUACAGAAGACGAGUCCUCCCAGGACUCGAAGGGUGAGUCGCAGGUGUCUCAGAACCCUGCCCAAGCCCCAGGUAACGCCGAUGUAGAUCAACCAGACACCACCAAAGAGGAGAAUAAGUCUAUAGAAGGCGAUUCAAAAUCAACGACGGCCAACGGAAAGGACGAUGACGGCGCAGGGGACGACUCAAAAGAUGACAAGGACGUAAAGUCAGAAGCGGAUUCUAAAAAGGAAGAAAAUGGCGAGACCCAUGAUGAAGAUGAGAAGGAUGACGUGAAGGCGAACGACAAAGGUGCGAAGAAGGCCGCACCUAAAAAGAAACCUAAGAAGGAGGAUACUGAAGAAGAAGAUGAAGAGGAAGAGGAGGAGGAGGAAGAAGAAGAGGAGGAGGAGGGAGAUGAGGGUGACGAGGAAGAAACAAAGAAACCUGCUAAAGAGAAGGCAAAGAAACCUGCAAAGAAAGCUAAAGAUGAUGACGAAGGUGAAGAUGAGGAGGAAGGAGAAGAGGAGGAGGAGGAGGAAGAAGAGGAAGAGGAGGAGGAAGCUCCUAAACCUAAGCCCAAGAAAGAGCCAACAGAGCCGCCCGUCCCAGUGCCAGCCGGUAAAGGCAUCCCACUGGGCCACAUUAGCAACGUGGAAGUAUCACUGUCGCGGUUCAAGACGCAAGAUCAAAAACUUUUGCAUCAAUAUCUAUAUGGGCAACUAUGCUUGGACCGUAAUGUGAAGCGCAACAUCAAGAAGUUCAGAGGUUACGAGUGGGCCAUCGGUUCAUCAGACUACAAAGCCAAGCUGGAAGAAACCACCAAGAUGGAGCCUAAAGCAUUGCGGACUAUGUGCGAGAUGCUUGAUCUUGACAAGAAAGGGUCUGCGUCGGAGCUAUCAUCGCGCCUAGUAGGGUUCCUGCAGCAACCAGGUCCGAACUCGCCACACGCGCGUGGCGUGGCCCGCGCUCCGCCUGCCGUGCCGCCCGCCACGCCCGGCGGACGACCACGACGAUCCACUGCCGUCAAGGUCACCAACAGAGGCUACUCUGAUGAAGAGUAUGAUACAGAUCAAGAAACAAAAGUCAAAGGACCAAAACCACCAAAAGAUGGCUCGGAAGAUUCAGAUGGUUCGUUCAACCCGAGUGGGUCUGAGGAGGCGGACUCAGACUUCGACCCCGAGGCGGGCGAGAGCGCGGCCGGCGCCGGACGGAAACGUAAACCGUCUGGACGACGCCGGUCUUCAGGCAAGGCCACUGGCAAGCGAGGACGCAAGCCUAAAGGGAAGAAGGGACGGCCAAGUAAAGGAGGUCGCGGACGGCGGGCGAAGUCAGAUAGUGAAGAAGAAAGUGAAAAGUCAGAGAGUGAGAGUGAGAACGAGUCAGGAAGCGAGGGAGAAGAGUCUGAUGAGCCUAAGUCUAAGCGCGGUCGGCCGGCGGCAGUGGCGAAGGGUCGUAAAGGCGCCGUAGCUAAGAAUGCGUCCGCUAAGGCGACGCCAGUCAAACGGAAAGCACCCACUCCACCCGCUAAAAAGAAGGCACAAGCCGGUAAAGGCGCUGGUCGGCCAGCCAAGAAGGGCAAGAAGGCGUCUUCAGAUGAGGAGUCCGGCGAGGGCAGUGAGGAAGAGGAGGAGGAUGAGGCCAGCGAGGAGGAGGAGGACUCCGGGGAUGAGUCUGAUACACCUGCUGAUAAGAAGGCCAAGCGGCCGCCCACGGACGAGGAGAUCAAGAAGUACGUGAAACAGAUCCUGGAGGGCGCGAACUUGGAGCAGAUCACGAUGAAGACAGUGUGCAAGCAGGUCUACAGCCACUACCCAGACUUCGACCUCGCGCACAAGAAGGACUUCAUCAAGGCUACAGUCAAGUCGCUCAUAUCAUCGUGA